AUGUGGCUCAACAAAUUCUUCAAAACAACCUCAAAAUUACCAACAUCAGAGGUGACGAUUAUUUCCAACCCAGGUGCUGAUGAUGAGAAUAUUUUAGAUUUAAAAUCGGAAGGGGGUGGUCUAUCACCACUCUCUUGCUCUCCAACGAGUGUAACGAUACGAAGUAGUAAUUCUAGUAAAACAUCAAUAUCUAGAGUUUUGAAUGAUGAAGAAUAUUCAACCUCUCUAUCGAAUAGUUCUACUGCGAGUGUCGGAUCACCAAAUGGUAUGGAAAUUUUGUUUAGGGACAGGUGGAUUAGGAUAUCAACGGAAAUUAGUUAUUUGAAACUGAUUGAAUUAAUUGGAAUUGAGGAGGAUUGUUUUCUUUUGAAGGGAAAAGAUAAUUCAAGUUUGGAAGUUGUCAGUGAUGAUGACGAUGUGAAAGUGAUGAUUUCAGAAUUUAGUUUUGUUCCUCGUGAGUUCAGAAAACUUGAUACGAAACAAAAAUUCCCACUAAUUUUGAAUUUGAAAACAAAUUAUGAUGGAAAGGUAGACACAAGUUUUACAAAGGAAAAUCUUGAAUCUUUUGCUACAUUCACACAAGCAUGCAGAAGUAAAUUAGCUUUAGAGUCAACAAUAGAUUUUAUAUGUAAAUAUGAAUUCAACAAUAGUUCAAUAAUUGUCAAUGAUGAUAAUGACAUUCAAGUAAUGAUUAGAAAAUUGGCUCCUCUUAAUAAGAAGGAUCGAGUAGUUCAUCUGAAAAUGUAUACAGAACCAAGAAAAGUGAUUAUGGAUUUGCUAGUAUGUGGAGAGAGCGAUAUAGUGCAAUUGGGAAAAGGUGGAGAUGCUCUAAUUUAUAAAGUGAAUACUGGAAAAGAGAAUGUAGUAGUGCGAGUAUUACACACUGCUACAGUGAGGGAGGCAUUAGAGGAAGUCAAAAUUGCAAAUAUCAACAGCAAUUACUUGAUUCAUUUCAAUAAGAUUUUUGUUAAGGAUAAUAAGGUGUAUUAUUUCAUGGAAUAUUUUGAACACGGAACAUUAUUAGAACGAAAAAAGUUUUCCAACAAGAUGAUAUUGGAGAUUUCAAAGCAAUUACUCAAAGGAAUGAAGGACCUACAUGAUAAGGAAAAAAUUCAUUGUGACAUUUCACCAUGCAAUGUGUUUAUCAAAAAAUUACAAAAUGAAGAAAUUUCAAUAGCUUUGGGAGAUUUUGGCAGAGUUAUUGAAAAUACUGUUGAAUCUGUUUCGUUUAGAGGAAAGCAUGAUUAUAGCUCUGGAACAGGAAAUCAUUCAAAAGUAGAGGAUUUGUAUUCAUACGCAGCCACUAUGUUCUAUGUUUCCACAGGAGAGAUUCCUGCCAAGAAAAGCCUCUCUGAAAAGAUAGCACUCUUAGAAACCCAGAGAAUUCUCUCCAAAGAGUUGAUUCUAUUUUUCAAAGACAUAUUCGAAAAUUACAAAAAGCUCACAGUUGACAAGUUAUUAGAGAAAUUAGAGGAUAUUAGAGAAGAAUAA
This is a messenger RNA of Naegleria gruberi, 1491 nucleotides long. RefSeq lists its product as uncharacterized. Gene Ontology annotation, cellular component: cytoplasm. Bases 1 to 1491 code for a protein of 496 amino acids. The record is from RefSeq and is a predicted model, not a curated record. Lineage: Eukaryota; Heterolobosea; Eutetramitea; Acrasida; Naegleriidae. Gene Ontology annotation, biological process: protein phosphorylation. Gene Ontology annotation, molecular function: protein serine/threonine kinase activity; ATP binding. The transcript has a single exon.